UGUGGAGCAUCAGCGGCAGCGGGACAGAGUUCAGUCCGACUCUACGCUGCUUUCUGACGGAUCUAUUUCUCGCUGCUGCCGCGGAGGCAUGUUGGGAUUUACCUGGACCUGUACCUGACUGGACCCGGGACUGAUUUGCCGGAUUCAUUUUUAAAAACCUGCUGUGUCCGCUGGCUGGAGGAGCGCGAGACCACCGGUUGACACCUUCAGCUGCGGAGGAGAGGAUUCACUUUCUGACCGAAAAUCUCUCCUCCCUCCCUUCACGUUUAGCGUCUUUACAGUUCAAUUCAGGGGCUGUUUGUAGUUUAAAUUUAGCCUACAAAGUGGACUGUAAACUGGGUACUGAUAACCGAGAAGUAACGGUCAUUUCAGCGGUCGUUAGAGCUCAAUUUAGACCACUAAAGUGGACUGUAAGCGGGGUACAGAUAACCGAGAACAAACGGUAAUUUCAGCGGCGGUUGCUGUCAAACUUAGCCGAGAAAAGGGGACCGUGAGCGGGAUACAAAGAACCGUGAAGUAACGGUCCUUUCAGCGGCUGAUACAGCUAAUUUUAACCGACAAAAGGAGACUGUAAGGAGGGUACAGAUAACCGAGAAGUAACGUUUUGUUCAGCGGCUGUUGGAGCUAAAUUUAGCUGACAAAAGGAGACUGUUCUCUGGCAAAGACAGUUACGUUUAGGCACAAAAAGAAUAGUUAAGAUUAGAGAAAAAGAGAAGGGUGAGACUUCUGGCAGAGGGGAGAUUUUCGCCACAACACCGGGUCCGUUUAACCCGGUUUAUCUACCCGGGUUAAGUGAACCAGGUCGCUUUCACCAGGUGAUCUGAUCGUCCACACAAUGCUGUCCAGAUCCCGCAGAUCCCCUGGACCCUGAAGGCAUCAGAGAGCCGGAGCUCGCGCCGCAGAGAUGCCGCUGUCUGCGCCCUGCAGGCGGGACAGAACCGCUGCUGCCGCGUCUGACGCGGACGCGGUGGAGCGGCAGCGCUCAGUGAGGGAGCGUGUGGAAGCCGCGGUGUCCGGGCUCGCGGAGCUGGAGUACCUGCGGCAGCGGCAGGAGGGGCUGGUCCGUGCCGCGCUGCCGCGCUGCCGCGAGGCGCAGCGAAACUCCGAGGAGAAACUCCUGGAGGAGAACAUCCUGCUGCUCCGGAAACAGCUGAACUGUCUGAGGCGGAGAGACGCGGGACUCAUCAGCCAGCUGCAGGACCUGGACCGACAGAUCAGCGACCUGCGGUUGGACACUGACGCGUCACAUGACCCGCUGGAGACCGACAGCCGACCCAGCUCAGGUUUCUAUGAGCUGAGCGACUGGGCGUCUGGUUCUCUCUCUAACUCGUCCAACUCCGUCUUCAGUGAGUGUUUCUGUUCAAUGGCUGAAGCUGACGGACGUCUCCUUUCUGCAGACGAUCUGGCCGGCUGUUUGGAGUCUGACGGUUUGGUUGGAGGACUUUGUGACGACUCGCUGUCCUGCGGUACGGUCCGCCGCUCGCUGUCCGCCCCUCACCCGUCCUCCCUGGACGCUGCAGUCUCCUGGGACUCCCAGUCCAAGUUCCACUGUGACCUGCUGGCCAGAAACGGCAGCGACGUGUACCGCUACCCGAGCCCGCUGCACGCCGUGGCUGCCCAGAGCCCGCUGCUGCACGGCAUGGCCGCCCAGUGCUCGCCACUGCACGCCGUGGCCGCUCAGAGCCCGCCGCUGCAAGCCAUAGCCGCCCAUAGCCCGCCACUGCAUGCCAUGGCCGCCCAGAGCCCGCCUCUGCAAGCCAUGGCCGCCCAGAGCCCGUCUCUUCAAGCCAUGGCCGCCCAGAGCCCGCUGCUGCACGCCAUGGCCGCCCAGAGCCCGCCUCUGCAAGCCAUGGCCACCCAGAGCCCCCCGCUGCACGCCAUGGCCGCCCAGAGCCCGCCUCUGCAAGCCAUGGCCACCCAGAGCCCCCCGCUGCACGCCAUGGCCGCCCAGAGCCCGCCUCUGCAUGCCGCGGCCGCCCAGAGCCUGGGCUUCCGGAUGAUGUUGGGUCAUGGCGCUCCCAGCAGAGACGACGGGACGCUGAAAAGCGUUGAAGGACUCAAAGCAGAAGCUGUUGUGUCUCAGAGCGUUUCCUGGCCGGUUUCCCCUUCCUCUUCCUCCCAAACUUCCUCCACUAAGCGCCUGGACAGCUACAUCUUCAGUGUGCUGCAGCGGCGGGCGCUGCCCGUCCGAACGAACAGACCCAGGACCAGCAUCAGCACCGAGCCCUCGAAGAGCAUCCUGCGGCAGGCCAGUCUCUGCGCGAGGCAGGCGGCCGGGUCGGGGACUCUCCGGGCGCCUGAAGUCAAACGAGAAGCAGCGUCAGCCACCAUCUUGUCUCCACACAGGUCUGUGGAUGUUUCCCCAGAUUGCGGCGUUGAAACGAUGCAACGUGGCUUCAAGAUUACCAACGGUGACUCGAGCAUCUCUUCUGUUCCUAACACGGACAGUCUGCUGAAACAGAAAAGCAAAAGGCCUCUUCCUCCCACAGCGACUCUCCCCAAAGACUUCAGGGCGCUGGGCGGUCCCAGAGGGAACUCCUCCCCCAAGGACACCCGGCAGCCAUGCUUCUUUCCCGAGGAAGUCCUCACGACAUCGACCCCCAGGACCGGCCUGGAGCAAACGGAGACGGCUGAAGGCUCGGCGCCGGAGCUGGCCGUGGGUUCGUCCUCCCAGAGUCAGGAUGAAGCCGGAGGAGGAAGUCAGACGCUUAACGCCGAGUACGUUCCCGCCCAGCGGCAGAACGCCAAACAUCGCAAGAAUAGCAGCAAGAACGCCAAGGUGAAGAACACGGCGACGGGGAAGACGAGUCGAGCCUCUGAACACGGCCAACGCAGCCACGCACACACGUCAGAGAGGAGGGGAGAUAAAUCCCGCCCCCGGUCCCGUCUGUUGGAGGACAUCAGAUUCUCCCGGAGACACGCGUCCCACCGGCUUCCUGCGUCCAUCCCAGAAGGCCGAGUCCCGGACAAACACGGCGCGGCGCCGCAGAACAGCGUGCGCUCGGGAGCGUCCAAACACCCCCCCCACCAUCACGGGCGCGAGCCGGUCGCGGUCGUCGCCAAACCCAAACACAAGCGGAGCGAUUACCGGCGCCUGCGUGCGAUCAUGGAGGUACCGUACGACGAGGCGUUCAGGCGCGCUCAGCGGCGCCGGAGAAAGGAGUUGUUGAGCCGAUCUGCCGUGUUCCUUCGCGCCGCCGGCUCCACGCUGCCGUGCAGCCCGUACGCGGUGCCCGCGGCGUGCGGUAGCGACUCUGAGUAUUCGGCCGAGUGUGCGUCGCUCUUCCACUCGACCAUCGCGGACACGAGCGAGGACGAGCGCUCCGACUAUACGGCCGACUGCUUCGGAGACAGCGAGUCCAGCAGCAGCAGCGGUGGCGAGGAGGAGGAGAGUGACGCCACGGGCGACACGGAGGAGAGCGGAGGGGGCGGGACGGGCAGGGGGCGGAGCCAGUUAGCCGCCGCUGCUGCUAACGGCAGAGCGGCGAAGCGGGAAAUGGCUCCAGCUCAGGCGAAGGCUUUCGUAAAGAUCAAAGCCUCGCACAACCUGAAGAAGAAGAUCCUUCGCUUCAGGUCGGGCUCGCUCAAACUCAUGACCACCGUGUGAGUCAGGCCGUCCGGCGGCGGCCCCUUGACACGCUGCACGCUUCUCUGGGUUGGCGCUAGAGCUGCAGAGCUUGUUCCGUUAGUCAACUCUCUGAGAACGGAGGCGGGCGUUCCUACUUUACCGCUGCAUCUGCUUCCUGUCUGUCAGGCCUCCUGCACACUGGCUGCGUGGCGUGAGCGUGGUGCGAGC
Sander lucioperca (pikeperch) is the source of this 3796-nucleotide messenger RNA. RefSeq names its product dishevelled-binding antagonist of beta-catenin 1 (gene dact1). NCBI's taxonomy places the organism in Eukaryota, Metazoa, Chordata, Actinopteri, Perciformes, Percidae. The transcript is spliced from 6 exons. Gene Ontology annotation, cellular component: cytoplasm. The record is from RefSeq and is a predicted model, not a curated record. Bases 905 to 3607 code for a protein of 900 amino acids. Gene Ontology annotation, biological process: negative regulation of JNK cascade; regulation of Wnt signaling pathway, planar cell polarity pathway; negative regulation of canonical Wnt signaling pathway.